Vitis vinifera (wine grape) is the source of this 1616-nucleotide messenger RNA. RefSeq lists its product as uncharacterized. Gene Ontology annotation, cellular component: nucleus. The record is from RefSeq and is a predicted model, not a curated record. Gene Ontology annotation, biological process: regulation of DNA-templated transcription. The transcript is spliced from 5 exons. Bases 153 to 1469 code for a protein of 438 amino acids. Lineage: Eukaryota; Viridiplantae; Streptophyta; Magnoliopsida; Vitales; Vitaceae.
UUUUUUAGGGGUAGGGGUAUUACCGUCGUUUUGUCUCUCCCUGCCCUGUUCAAAUUCCCAAAACCCUAUUGGUGGAGAGAGAGCAAAGGUGGAUAUGGAAGAGGAAGGAAAAGCACUAUUGGUGUCGUGAGGGAUAGAGCGCAAUAGUGGAUAUGGAAACGGAAGGAAAAACCCUAGAAACCUCAGCAAGUCCUUGCCACCAAAUCACCAAUGGAGAAGGCCAAACCGACCAGACUCAGAAGAUUUCUGACUACGAGCAAUCCAGAGAAGAAAGAAUAAAAGAGAACCUUCAACGAAUGCAAAAGCUGGGAAUUGUUGACCUCUCUCUCCAAGUGAAGUCCUUUCUCACUCCCAAACGGCCCCCAAAAAAUUCAUCUAACCGGAAACCUCUACGUCCAUCUCCGCUGCCUCCUUCCGAGCCCCCUCGCCGAUCUUCCAGAUUACAGAAUGUGACACCAGUUAGCUACUCGGAAGAGCCUAUAUUGAAGAGAAAAAGAUCUUCAGAAGAUGAGGGUAUUUUCCUAAAAGAAGGUCCUAAACCAGAGUUUUACACAGAAGAGCACGAGGAGUUGUUGGGUAGCACUGAAAGGAGCUGGGAACUUUUUGUGGAUGGGUGUGGGAAUGAUGGAAAACGAAUAUACGAUUCAAUAAAAGGAAAAACUUGCCAUCAGUGCAGGCAGAAAACUCUUGGUCUUCGUACUCAUUGCUCCCAGUGCAACAUGGUCCAAGGACAGUUUUGUGGAGAUUGUUUGUAUAUGAGAUAUGGGGAGCAUGUACUAGAAUCCAAUGAAAAUCCAAAUUGGAUUUGCCCUGUCUGUCGUGGGAUUUGUAACUGCAGCUUGUGUCGAACUGCAAAAGGUUGGCCUCCAACUGGCCCUCUCUAUAAGAAGAUUACAAAGCUGGGCUUCCGAUCAGUUGCACAUUAUCUCAUUCAAACCCGACGCUCACAGACAAACAUAGAGAAAGAUCAAGGUUCUCAGAGGUCACUGCCUUUUCCAGAUAUGUCCUUACCACCUGAGAGUAAGGAAUCUCCUGAGGUCAAUGAUGACCACAUUGAGUCACCACUAGCUGAGAAUGAGGAAUCUCCCAAGGUCUUUGAUGACCACAUUGGGUUACCACUAGCUGAGAAUGAGGAAUUUCCCAAGGCUGAUAAGGUUCAGCUUGGUUUACCAAAGCCUCAGUCUGAAGACAAAAAAGUUGAUGAACACAAUAGUGAGAAAGAAAAUGACGCGCAUUUUUCAGAUGACAAACAUGACAAUAGCAGUAUUACACUGGAAAGUAGCCCAAAGGUUAAAAGGAAGCCUGCUUUUGCCACUGGACCAAGCCCAGAUAGUAUUUCUCUGAGAUUAAGGCAGAGGAAGCAUAACAAAAGCUAUGUUCAAUCAAGUAAGAAGAGUGAGGAAGCUUUGGAUCUGAAGCCCUCAGACAGUAUUGCCGGAAGAUUGAGGUCUAGACGCAAAACAACAUGAAGCUGGGUAAUCUCAUUCACUCUUUUGUGAGCAAAGUCCAAGUUCAACUUUUCUUUGACUGCUUGAAAUCGUAUAAGUACUUGUCCUUAAAUCUAGUGUACAACAUUUUGUCUCAAUCAGAAUGUCAGGACUUUGGUGUUUCUUCUU